AUGAUACCGAAUAACAGGAGUGAAAUUCCGACACCUGAGGUUGCAGAAAACUAUCCACACCUCAAGUGUAUUGCUGACUACCUACCUGCACUGGACUCUAAAGCUAAAAUUUCCUUGCUCAUAGGACGUGACCUAAUUUCAGCUCAUUAUGUCCUAGAUCAGAUAAUUGGACGACCAGGUCAACCAUAUGCACAGAGACUCAAGUUAGGUUGGGUUAUUAUUGGGGAGACUUGUCUUGAUGGUCAACAUAUACCUCAUGACGUGAACACUAUGAAAACACAUACCCAGCUCAAUGGACGUCCUACAUCCAUGGAUCCUUGUGACAGUUAUCUUCAGGUAGACCAUACCCAGGAAACUUCUUUGUUCCGAAUAACAAAGGAUGAUAACAAGCCGUCCAUGUCGGUAGAGGAUCAACGUUUUCUGGAUCUCAUGGACCUUGAGAUGAAACGAGAUCAAAAUCACAACUGGGUUGCGCCUUUACCAUUUAAGUACUCGAGACCUACCCUUCCAAACAACCGUAAGCAGGCAGUUGACCGAGCUCAGAACUUUGAUGUAUCUCUGCAGAAGGACCCAGUAAAGCGUCAACACGCCCUUGAAUUCAUGCAAGCUCUAUUGGAUGUCGGACAUGCAGAGAGGGCGCCUGAACCUAAACUCGACAGAGAAUGUUGGUACUUACCCAUAUUUGGAGUAUACCACCCGCAAAAGAAAGAUUGCAUCAGAAUGGUAUUUGACUCAUCUGCAAAAUACCAAGGCAUUUCCCUGAACGACGUCCUCAUGACAAGACCGAAUCUCAUGAACAAUUUGGUUGGAGUUUUACUUAGGUUUCGAUUAGAGAAAAUUGGAGUGAUUGCUGACCUGCAACAGAUGUUCUACAGUUUUCUUGUUUACCCUCCUCAUAGAGACUAUUUACGCUUUGUAUGGUAUGAGGACAAUAACAUAACGAAACCUUUGGUGGAUUAUAGAAUGAAGGUGCAUGUCUUUGGCAAUGGACCAAGCCCGGCUGUGGCAACACUUGGUUUGAGGAAAACGGCAGAUGUCGCCGAGGAAACCGCUGGAUCAGAUGUUAAGGAUUACAUCUACCAAAACUUUUAUGUGGACGACGCACUUUCAUCACACGGAUCUGCCGAGGAGGCAAUAACACUUCUAAAGAAAGCUAAAUACGCACUUCAGGAAGAGGGAAACCUGCGACUUCACAAAUUAUGUUCCAACUCCAGUGAAGUAUUAAGAGCCUUUGACAAGGAAGAUCUUGCAAAAGAUUUAAAGGAACUAAACUUUGAAUGUGAUGACCUCCCAAUUCAGAGGAGCUUGGGAGUAAGUUGGAAUCUGGAAAAGGACACUUUCACAUUUUGCGUCACUUUAAGUCACACCAAACCACUCACAAGACGCAGUGUGCUCUCAAUAAUCAACGGCCUAUAUGACCCUAUAGGAUUCGCAACUCCUGUGAUUAUUGAGGGAAAGUUGCUGUUGCGUGAAGCCAUGGCCCAACCACUUGAAUGGGACCAACCCUUACCUGAGAAAAUCUGCAGAAAGUUUCAGUUAUGGAGGAACAGCUUAAGCUCACUGGAACAAGUGAACAUCCCUAAAACAUACUCGUUAGAGUCAUCACGUGACUGUAACUUAUUCAUCUUUACAGAUGCUUCUGAACUAGCUAUCGCAGCUGUGGCAUACGUUGUUACCACCACUUACAACAAACAGCGUCACUUUGGAUUCGUGCUUGGGAAAGCCAAAGUUGCUCCGAAACACGGCCACACUAUACCCUGA
Saccostrea cuccullata (small rock oyster) is the source of this 1761-nucleotide messenger RNA. RefSeq lists its product as uncharacterized. The record is from RefSeq and is a predicted model, not a curated record. NCBI's taxonomy places the organism in Eukaryota, Metazoa, Mollusca, Bivalvia, Ostreida, Ostreidae. The transcript has a single exon. Bases 1 to 1761 code for a protein of 586 amino acids.